Molecule: messenger RNA, 5824 nt
Organism: Eupeodes corollae
Lineage: Eukaryota; Metazoa; Arthropoda; Insecta; Diptera; Syrphidae
Gene: cv-2
Product: BMP-binding endothelial regulator protein
Exons: 8
Coding region: 1250-3412 (720 amino acids)
Molecular function (GO): protein binding
Source: RefSeq, a predicted model, not a curated record
GUACACUACGCGUUUGCCUCGACGACGACUACGACUGCGACUGUUGUUCGCCACUGUAAUGUAUCUUCAGUAUGCCAUCAACCGCGCUGCCGAUCGGUUUGAAAUUUGCGAACCAAAGUUUUUCCUUAUUCUCUAUAAAUAUUCCGACGACGAAUCCAAAGUACAGAAUCACUUGUGGCAUCGGUAGCCAAACAACAUUCACUCAACGUUGUAUCUUUCUCUCAGUUUUUGUUUUGUUUUUGAGUCUUGUCGUAAGUUGCGUCGAAAUUUUCUUCGUGAAUUUUCAUUCAACUUAACAACAACAUAAUCGUCAUAGCCAUAACCAUCCGUGGUAUAUCUUUGUCGUCUUCGGCUUCGACUUCUUCCUCGUUUAGCUAAAGUCCAAGCCGUAUUUCCAAUACCCGUACAAAAAAAUAUCUACACAAAAAAAAGUAUCUCAACCGAAAUGCUAAAAAAGUGAAUGAGAAUUUGGGUUAUCUGCAGAAAGCGCUUUUAAAACGCAACACAACAAAAAAGAUACACGCGUGCUGCUGCAGUGCAUGCAUCGGGCGUAUACGCGACAUUUAUUUGAUAGUUUAAUUCUGGUUCUUUUUCAUCUGAUGCUGGGGCUUUCGUUUUCCAAUCAAAUAUGAAUUAAAUUUACCUUUGAAAGUCAUCAAAAGUGCAUCUUCUCAAUACAAAGAUAUUCCAACUUGUGUAAAAAAUUUAAUAAAAUUUUUAAAUCAAAAUCGUGGCGCGUUUUGCCGUCGCUAAAUUGCAUCUCGCGUAUCUCGUUUAUCGUCGCCGCACUACACUUUUUAUAAGUAGUUUUUAGUAGAGUACGAGUACGAAUUCGAGCACCUGAACCGAGUUCGCAUGCUAAACUGUGCAAUUUUAUAUAUUUUAAAAGUGAGAAAAAUUAAAAUUGAAAUCAAUUGAAAAUCAAAAAAAAAAAAAAUAAUUUAUAAAAGUUUUGAGAAAAAAUAAAGUAAAAGCAAUUUCCGUGUGUGAAAUGUGGAACACACAUCAUCGUAUCAUCGCUUCUGAUAGGCGAUAUGAUCAAUCAUGCUAAAUAUUUUCUCAUCAAUCCAUGAAAAAAGUGUGAAAUAUUUUUUUGAUAAAAAUAUGAAGCACUUUAAUUAAAAAAAAUAUUUAAAAAAUACCAAUCAAUCAAUAAAGAAACAAAAUCACUAAAUUGAUAGCUUAGAGAAAAAGAGAAAAAAGUAAUUUAAAAAAAUAAAAUUUUGACAUAAGAAAAGUUCAGAAAAUCAUGCUACAAUCGAAUAAAUUUAACGCGACAAGAAGUCGGACGCUUCAAAAAUUAGAUGCCAUCAAUUGGAUUGUGAUUGCAACAAUAUUUUUAAUGGCCAUCAAUAGUAAAAUUGUGACGAUACAAGCUGCAGAUACAUUGUUGGGGAAUCUCCAAUCGUGUUCCAACGAAGGUGAAGAAGUUCAAAUUCAAGGAAUACAAAAUUCGAAUUGCUUCAAAUGUGCCUGCCAGAAUGGAUUUGUUAAUUGCGAUAAAGAGAGCUGUCCACAUAUUGAUGAUUGCUAUUUGCUGGAUCCAAAGGCAUCAGAUACCUGUUGCAGGAAGUGCAAAGGUUGUGUAUUUAAAGGUAUCACCUAUGCCAGCGGUGCUGAAUGGACAGAUCCUGAAAAUCCUUGUUUAACAUACAAAUGCAUUGCAAGUGUCAUAACAGAAACAACAAUGAAAUGUUACACACAAUGUGAUAAUAAUCAAAUAAUGCCACCACGGCCUGGAGAAUGUUGUCCAACUUGUUGGGGUUGCAAAAUCAAUGGUCAAACUGUUGCUGAAGGUCAAGAAGUUGUAGCGUCUAUUGAUGAUCGUUGUUUAGUAUGCAAAUGUUCCGGCAGAAAGUUAACAUGUGCCAAAAAAACUUGUCCGGUCUUACAAUGUCCCAUUUGGAAACAAGUUCAACAUCCUGACGAAUGUUGUCCCCGAUGCACAGAAAAGCGAGAAUUCAUGCAAGUUCAAGGAAAAUGUAUCUUCAAUGUCAAGGUCUACAACGACAAUAAGCAUUUCAUUCCAGAUCGAUGUUCAAAUUGCACCUGUUCGGAUGGAACAUCGAUUUGUCGUCGUGAAACCUGCCCCAUAUUGGAAUGUUCCCCGGAAUAUCAGGAAAUGGAUUCGGAUGGUUGUUGUCCUCGCUGUAUGAUUUCUGAACUUCGGUCCGAGUGCAAUUACAACGGAACAACCUAUCAGAAUGAUGAGACCUGGAAUAUGGGACCUUGUCGGUCGUGUCGAUGUAAUGCUGGUACAAUACGCUGCGCUGAGAUGAAAUGCCCACCGAUCAAGUGUAAGGCUAAUGAACCUGUUGUCAUACCACCGGGACAGUGUUGUCCGAAAUGUGUCGAGACGGCCGGAACGUGCACCGUUUUUGGGGAUCCUCAUUUCAAGACAUUCGACGGGAAGUUCUUUAGCUUUCAGGGAUCGUGUAAGUAUCAGUUGGCGGCUGAUUGUAGAGAUCAUACGUUUACUAUACGUCUUACCAACGAUGGGCGUCAGACUAAGCGUUCUUCGUGGACAAAGACCAUCACACUUAAAAUGCGAGGCGUUCGUGUGACAUUGGGACAGAAACUCCGGGUCAAGGUUAAUGGCAGUCGGGUGAUUUUGCCCUAUUCACGAGGUCCGAUCGUGAGUAUUGAGCGUCUUACCGAGGGAAUUCUUCUCAAGACCGAGCUGGGACUGCAACUGGAAUGGGAUGGCAACAAUUUCCUGCAAGUACAAGUACCAUCGAGCUACAAGAGUAAACUCUGCGGCCUCUGUGGAAAUUUCAACGGCAUUGGUCGCGACGAUCUCACUUCCCGUGAUGGCAACAAUCAUUCCGACUCGGAAGUCUGGCGUUUUGCGAACUCCUGGAAAGUUGGUGGCCCUAAAGCGUGCAGCCGCAAAAAGGAGAACAUUGCAGUGCCACCGAUUUGUAAGCAGCGACGCAGUAGCAACAGUUGCAAACCACUAAUGGAAUCCGAAGUAUUUGGAGACUGUGAUAGUAGACUUAAUCCCCGGAACUACUUUGAGUCCUGCAAGAUGGACUCGUGUGAGUGCAAGACAGGCAUGUGCCAGUGUGACAGCUUUGCCGCCUAUGCUCACGAAUGCAAGCGACUAGGAGUUAAGAUACCCGAUUGGAGAUCGGCAACAAACUGUCCCUUGGGAGUGCAUCGCAAGGCCCUGCAUCAAACGCUGCCAUUUAACAAUAAUAAGAUGAUAGAUGGCAAUCAGCUAUAUAGGGGCGGUGGAGGAGGAAGAGGAGAUGGCAACUUGCCUAGCAUUUCAAACCAUCUCUCAAGGCAGUCAAAAAAGCGAUUGCACAUGCAAAUGCAAUCGCAGGAGCAUGAGUUCUUCACGAAGCAUAUACCAAAAGCAUUGCGUAUACCGAAAUCACCAGAUCGAACGCCCCCGCCACUGCACUAGGGUAAGCAGUACGGCAGGCUGGAUUAAAUUUUAAUUGCGGUUUUUUAUUACCGUUUUACUAACUUAACUAUAAUUGUAAUUGUAAUUUUUUUAUUAUGAUUUUUUAAUUUAUUUAAGAUUCUUUUUUAUUAUUUUAUUUAAUUUUUUUUUUAUUUUAAUUUAAGUGAUUUUAACUUAUCAUGUAAGUUUAAGUGAGUAACAAAAGUGAGUGAAAUAUAUUAAAAAAAAAUAAAAAAGAACGUACAAUAUUCCUAACAGAAAAGUAAAGAUAUACAAAACUAAAAGUCCUGGAUGCAAUCUUAAGGGUCUAAAGUAGUUUAGAGUGUAAAAUGAUUCCUAAUAACUUACACUCCUUAAACCUCACUCUUCCCCCUUCCCCCUUCCAAGAAUUUGAUAAACGAUCUCAAAAUCAUCGUACAAAAUUUGAAAUACAAUAGAACCAUUUUAUCAUGAAUUGUACUCCUUCAUUUUAAUUAUUAGUUAUUUAAGUACAAACAAAAAUUCCCACAUCACAUUUUUUCUCUUAUAUUUCAUCACACUAACUUAACACACUCCAAAAUCUUAAAUUUGUAUAUUUUUUUCCUAGAUAUCUAGGCAGCUGUUUUUCAAGCUUUCCUUAAGUAUAUAAGUCAGUUAUUUUGUAAAAUUUCAUGUCUUUUAUAUUUUGUAUAAACAGAAAUCAUGAAUGGUAUCCCACUUCUGAGUGUUGGGCGCCACUCAAAUAAUUCCAUUAAUUUACAUAGACAAAAAUAUAAAAGAACCAAAUCAGCUUACAGAGGCUAACACAACAAUAAUAAAUAUUUUCUGUAAUGGACUCUCAUGUUGCUUAAUUUUAUUAAUUUUCUUAUGACAUUUGCAUUGAAAUAUUAAGACUUCGAAAAACGAUAGUCAAGCUAAGACUUUAAACAGAAAUAUUUUUUUUUAAAUCAUGUUUUGUUGUAAAGAAACACUACAAGUCUACUUUUUCAUAAAUGUAUACGAGACUAUCCUCUUAAUUGCCAUCAAUAAUAGAGUAAAGUACUGUAGCAAAACAGCUUUAUGUUGCUGACAUUUUCAAGUUUAUGUCAGUUAAGACCCACAAUCUAGUGACUGCUUGUUUGCAGAGUUCAUCUAAAGAUAUUUUUACUGACACCAAACACAAAAACAAAUUAUCCAUGCCCCUUUAAUGACAGUUCUCUUAGAAAAGAACUAAGAGCCCCGCAUCGGGCGCCACGUAAAAAGAAAUUAAUUUGACAGCUUUAAAAAUUGCAGUGACCAUAUAAAAACAACCAGUGAUCCCUUAAUCUCCAGGACUUUUUCUAACAAAAAGCUAUAACCAAUUAUUUUUUGUAAAGCUUUUUCAUGAAAAUAAAAACAAAAACAGGCAGUUUAAGAAAACAAACAAACAAAAAAAACAUGAGUUAUCCUUUUAUUAAAGGACUCUCUCACCACAGACAAAUAAAGUUCCAAGCGUAAUUUUAAAUCUCAUCUCAUAAUAUUUUAUUUUUAUUUUUUUAUUUUGUUUUUAAUUUUAUUUUAAGAAAAUAAGUUUUAAAAAAUAAGAACAAAAGAACAUUAUAUCUAUAAAUAUAUUUUUAUUAUUUAUAUUUAAUGCAAAUUUCGCAUAAAAAUCCAUUUUUAUUAACAUACAAUUUUAUUUUAUGCAUAGUUUUGUAUUGGUAAAUAAAAAUUAUCAUUUAUACCGACGACACAGACAAAGCAACCACAUAAAAUAAUCACAAGUGUUUUAAACAAAAUAAAAAUUAAAGCCAUUGUUUUAUUAUUAUUUUAUUUUUAUAUCAUAUUAAAUUUAAGAUGUACAUUUUUUACUAUUUCUUAAGGCAUGAUUAUUAUUUAAGUUAACUAAUAGUUAAUUAUUAGUUCUCGCUAUGUACCUUAAUUAUUUUUUAAUUGAAUUUCUUAAAUAAAAAAUAUAUUAAACAAAAAUAAAAUAAAAUAAAUUAAACACAUAAGAAGAAAAAGUGAAAUAAAAUAAAUUAAAAUGCUAUUUUUUGUUUAGCUAUUUGUGUACUUUUUGUGUUUUUUAAAUAAUCGCAUAAAUGUUGUGAUCAGAUAUUCUUUUGUUAUGUCUUUGAAUGGUUUGAAGGGGAGUGAGGAAUUAUCAAAUGUAAACAUCUCUUCAAAAACAAAAUAGAGAUUUAUUUUGGGAUUAAAUAUUUACUUACACAUAUUUUGCUAAGCUUCAAACAUUUUUUGUAAAUUUAAAUUUUAAUUUUUCAUUUGAAAUGUAUUGAUUGAUACAAAAUUGAGAAAAAAGAAUAAUUAAUAAAAAAUAUUCCCCUUUACUGCCAUACAUCGCACUACCAUAUAUAAACGAGUUACUUAACGUUCCACAAAACACAAACUUUUACAGUGUUUUGAAAAUAAUACAGUAAAUAUUAAAAUUAGACACUUACAAAUUACUUAAAAUAA